This is a messenger RNA of Racocetra fulgida, 239 nucleotides long. The record is from the annotation of a GenBank genome assembly. Lineage: Eukaryota; Fungi; Glomeromycota; Glomeromycetes; Diversisporales; Gigasporaceae.
AGACAGUCCGUAAAUCACAAUACCGUGAUAUCUCUCUGUCCCUAGGAACAGUCCGUAGAUCACAAUACCGUGAUAUCUUUCUGUCCCUAGGAAAAGUCCGUAGAUCACAAUACCGUGAUAUCUUUCUGUUCCUAGGAACAGUCCGUAGAUCACAAUACCGCGAUAUCUUUCUGUCCCUAGGAACAGUCAGUAGAUCACAAUACCGCGAUAUCUUAUCUGUCCCUAGGAACAGUCAGUAG